Messenger RNA from Pistacia vera, 1011 nucleotides. RefSeq names its product receptor-like protein 9DC3. Gene Ontology annotation, molecular function: protein binding. The record is from RefSeq and is a predicted model, not a curated record. NCBI's taxonomy places the organism in Eukaryota, Viridiplantae, Streptophyta, Magnoliopsida, Sapindales, Anacardiaceae. The transcript has 2 exons. The coding region runs from base 1 to 1011 and encodes 336 amino acids.
AUGAAAUUAACGCAUCUUAAUCUUUCUUUCUCCAGUUUCUAUGGCGUAAUUCCAACUGAAAUUUUUCACCUAUCUAAACUUGUUUCGCUUGACCUCUCUGGUGUUACUUAUUCCCUUAGAUUACCUAAAUUGAGCCAACAUGUUUUUAAUAAGCACUCACAGAAUCUUACAAAAUUAAGAUAUCUUCAUCUCGAUGAGGUGGAUUUGUCUUCAGUUGCACCUGGCUCCUCGCUGAACUUGUCUUCUACUCUGAUAUCUCUUUCAGUUGGAGAUACUGGUCUGCAAGGCAGGUUUCCAAAUGAUGUUUUCCGCCUUCCGUUCCUCCAGAAGUUGAGUUUGACCACAAAUAUACAGCUUAGAGGUAAUUUACCAAACUCUAACUGGAGCAGUUCCCUUAGAUUCUUGGAUCUCUCUUUGACAAAUUUCUCAGGACAAUUACCUGACGCAGUCAGUGAUCUUAGAUGCUUGAAUGUAUUGGAUCUCUCUUUCACAAGUUUCUCUGGAAAAUUGCCUGACAAAAUUGGCAAUCUUAGAUACUUGAAUGUGUUGGAUCUCUCUAUGACAUAUUUCACAAGUUCAAUUCCAACAUCACUUCGGAAUUGCACGAAUAUCACUUCUUUGGAUUUGGCAGCAUUCAACCUCCCACAGCUUUCAGCUUUAGACUUUUCCGAAAACCAAUUUGAAGGUCUUAUUCCAUAUCAAGUAAGUGGUCUUUCAAAUCUGCUUUCUCUCGACCUAUGUGAUAAUUUUCUCGAUGGAAGAGUUCCAUCUUGGUUGUUUACUCUACCAUCUUCGGCAUCAUUGGACCUUAGCAAUAACAAACUCACAGGUCCGAUUGAGGAGUUCCAUCAGCCUGGUUCUGUGACAUUUGUUUCUUUACUGAAUAACCAAAUUCAAGGUUCAAUUCUGAAUUCCAUGUUUGAACUUUUAAACCUUACAGACCUUGACCUUUCUUUCAACAAUUUGAGUGGCAUUGUGAAACCAGAAACGUGUCCAAGCUCAAAAAUAUAG